Debaryomyces hansenii CBS767 is the source of this 1242-nucleotide messenger RNA. Its product is annotated as DEHA2C17776p. NCBI's taxonomy places the organism in Eukaryota, Fungi, Ascomycota, Pichiomycetes, Serinales, Debaryomycetaceae. The transcript has a single exon. Gene Ontology annotation, molecular function: chondroitin hydrolase activity. Gene Ontology annotation, biological process: polysaccharide catabolic process. The coding region runs from base 1 to 1242 and encodes 413 amino acids. The record is from RefSeq and is a predicted model, not a curated record.
AUGACUAGACAAGCUUACUUAGACGAAAUAAAAGAUUACUUAUAUGGCGACGCUACAGUUGCCAAAAUUUGGGGAGUUGCAACGCCUGCAUUAAGUGAACCACAGCCACCAACUGAGUUCCCUGAUUAUUCUAAAGGAAGCAGAUACACCUGCAGAGAUUCUGAUUUCUGGACUUCAGGAUUCUUCCCGGGUUCACUUUAUACUUUAUUAGCCAGAAGUGAAAAGUACCCUGAAUAUUUCCCGAGCGAGAAGAUCAAUCCUGUCAAAUUAGAAUAUGCAGCAAAAUGGUGGGCUGAGGGUAUGGCUAAACAUAAAAAUAAGACAGACAAUCAUGACUUGGGUUUUAUGCUUGUUCCAUCUUUUGAAACGGAAUAUUUGCGUAGUGGAAGUGAAAAGUCUAAAGACAUUUUAAUCAAGGGAGCUCAUUCUUUAGCUUCUAGAUUCGAUGAAAAGGUUGGUUGUAUUAGAAGUUGGGAUGAACUUUUCCCAAUUAAAGAAGAAGGUUGUAGAACGUCAAGCUUCGAUAAGGAUUUAGUUGUUAUCAUUGAUAAUAUGUGUAACUUGAACCUUUUAUAUAUGGGAGCGGAAUUGAGUGGAGAUUCCCGUUUAGCAGACAUUGCCACUACGCAUGCUGAGAUUACCCUAAAGAAUCACUUCAGAGACGACUGGUCAUCUUAUCAUGUUGUGAUGUACGAUCGAGAAACUGGUAAAGCUAAGGAUAAGUUCACCUUCCAGGGUUAUGCCGAUGAAUCGGGUUGGACUAGGGGACAAGCGUGGGGUAUACUUGGCUACAUAGAAACCUACAUUUAUACCAAAGAUAAAAAUUUCUUAGAUGCUGCCUUGAGUAUCACUAAGUAUUAUUUAUCGAAAUUGCCAGAAGAUGGAGUUCCACCAUGGGAUUUCGAUGCGCCAGACAAGCAUAUUCGUGAUGUAUCUUCUGGAAUGGCUGCUGCAUUUGGUAUGCUCAAAAUUUACGAGUGCAUUAAGGACGAAGAAAUCUUAAACAGUGCUUUAAAACUUGUGAGCGACUGUAUUAAACUUGCUUAUAACAAGAAAGCUACUUUGAAUGAUGAUGGGACUGUUGAGCUCGGUCCAACUGACACUAUUUUAUCUAAGUCUACAUUCAUUAAUAAUCCAGAUGUUAUCGAAGAAUGGAGAACAUUUGAUCACGGUUUGGUGUAUGCGGACUAUUAUUUCUUAAUGAUUGGAAAUAAAUUGUUAGAACUUGGUCUUUAUAAAUAG